UAGAAGCAAAACGGGGCCUCACACCGGCGCGUAAAGAUCGUGAAAAACUGCAUGUGCUAAGUGUUGUAAGUGGUGCGAGGAACGUGUGCAACUGAUCGGUGCAGUUCAAGUUCAUCAUCAUGCCACCCAAAGAUGAUCCAGAGGUUUCGGCAUUGAAGAAGGAAAUCAAUGAUAUGAUAGCCAAGUUCCAGGAGGAACAGAAAAAGGCGGCCGACUGCACGCUGUUCGAGAAAUGCGCUGACCUAGGUGACGCCCCGAAGGUACGCAUCAGCACGAAAAAGUUCCUCAAGGGUCACAUCAACAAGGUGAACUCGGUGCACUUUGCCGGCGACUCGCGUCACUGCGUGACCGGCUCGCUCGACGGCAAGCUGAUCAUAUGGGACACGUGGACCGGCAACAAGGUGCAGGUCAUCCCGCUCCGGUCGGCCUGGGUGAUGAGCGUAGCGUACGCCGACUCCGGGAACUUCGUAGCCUGCGGCGGCAUGGACAACAUGUGCACCGUGUACGAUCUGAACAAUCGUGACGCGCAGGGUAACGCGAAGAUCGUCCGCGAGCUGAUGGGAUACGAGGGCUUCCUGAGUUCGUGCCGCUUCCUGGACGAUACUCACAUUCUCACCGGUUCGGGUGAUAUGAAAAUAUGCAUCUGGGAUCUGCAGGUCGGUAAGAAGACGUCGGAAUUCGAUGCUCACGCUGGCGAUGUCGUCUCUAUCUCGAUGAGCCCGGACAAAAACACCUACGUUACCGGUUCGGUAGAUCGCACCUGUAAGCUGUGGGACGUCCGAGAGGACUCCCCUAAACAGACAUUCUUCGGACAUGAGGCGGACGUGAACAGUGUUUGCUACCAUCCGAGUGGAUUCGGUUUUGCUACAGGAUCGGAGGAUAAGACGGCGCGCUUGUUCGACUUCCGAUCGGACCAACAGAUCGGACACUACGUGCCACCGAACAAAAACAGUGGUUUCACAUCAUGCGCACUGUCGCUGAGUGGCCGAUACAUACUUUGUGGUUCGGACGAUAACAACAUUCACAUUUGGGAUACGAUGAAAGGACAACACAAUGGUACUCUGAGUGGCCACGAAAAUCGUAUAACUUCGCUCAGCAUGGCACCGAACGGAAUGGCGCUGGCUUCUUGCAGCUGGGAUCAACACGUUCGCAUUUGGGUUUAGAUGAGAUGAACAUUUCAAAAUAUGCCCCCGAGUAUUCUAUUUGGCUCCGAAAAAAGUGAUCUUGUUCGAGUUCCACAGAAGGACACCCAAUCAGCGACGAUUUCAUACCAGAAUUUCUUCCUUCCAACAUUAUGGCUCGUUUAAGACGUUCGACCUACCGUGUUAUUCUUGUAAACUUAUCUAAUGGCCACGAAACACGUUAUCGAAAAUACACAGCUUGCUCUGUUAUAAAUAUGUA
This is a messenger RNA of Anopheles coustani, 1401 nucleotides long. RefSeq names its product guanine nucleotide-binding protein subunit beta-2 (gene Gbeta76C). The transcript has 6 exons. Gene Ontology annotation, biological process: G protein-coupled receptor signaling pathway. NCBI's taxonomy places the organism in Eukaryota, Metazoa, Arthropoda, Insecta, Diptera, Culicidae. Bases 120 to 1163 code for a protein of 347 amino acids. The record is from RefSeq and is a predicted model, not a curated record. Gene Ontology annotation, molecular function: protein binding; signaling receptor complex adaptor activity. Gene Ontology annotation, cellular component: cytoplasm; heterotrimeric G-protein complex.